AUGGCGGUGGAGGAGCGGAGCUCAGAGAUGCCCGUGCGGCCGGGUGACCGGCAAGAUGCUGUCCCACACGAGCAGGAGCCCAGACACAACAGCUGGGAGCCAGAGGAAAAUAUCCUGGACCCGAGGCUGCUCCUGGCCUUCCAGAAGAAGGAACACGAGAAGGAGGUGCAGAACCGGAAGCGAGGCAAGCGGCCGAGGGGCAGGCCCAGGAAGCACACAGUGAUGUCCUGUAGCCGGCACUCCAAGCUCAAGGAACCCGACGCCCCCUCCAAGUCCAGCAGUUCCACGUCUUCGUCCACAUCUUCCUCCACGUCCUCGGACGAAGACGAAGACAGCGACUUAGACGCCAAGAGGGGUCCCCGGGGCCGCGAGACCCACCCAGUGCCUCAGAAGAAGGCCCAGAUCUUGGUGGCCAAGCCUGAGUUGAAGGACCCCGUCCGGAAGAAGCGAGGCCGCAAGCCCUUGCCCCCAGAGCAGAAGGCGGCCCGGAGACCCGUGAGCCUGGCCAAGGUGCUGAAAACCGCCCGGAAGGACCUGGGGACGCCGGCCGGCAAGCUGCCCCCGCCGCUCAGCGCCCCCGUGGCGGGCCUGGCGGCCCUGAAGGCCCACGCCAAGGAGGCCUGCGGUGGCCCCGGCGCCGUGGCCAGCCCGGAGAACCUGGCCAGCCUCAUGAAGGGCAUGGCUGGCAGUCCCAGCCGGGGUGGCAUCAGCUGGCAGAGUUCCAUUGUGCACUACAUGAACCGAAUGAGCCAGAGCCAGGCCCAGGCCGCCAGCAGACUGGCGCUCAAGGCCCAGACCACCAGCAAGUGCGGCCUCGGGCUGGACCUCAAGGUGAGGACGCAGAAGGGGGAACUGGGGAUGAGCCCCCCGGGAAGCAAAGCCCCAAAGGCCCCCGGCAGCGGGACUGUGGAGCAGAAAGGAGGGAGUGCGGGGGGGUCCCCCUACGUCCACAGCGGUGGCAAGGCCCCUGCCGGGUGCCUGGGUGCCCAGCCUGCACCCGCCCAGGAGCUGAGCCCCCAGGUCUUGGACUUACAGAGUGUCAAGAACGGCACACCAGGGGUGGGUGCGGUUGCCCGCCAUGCUGCGGCCACCAAGGGCGUCCCUGCCACCAACCCGGCCACCGGGAAGAGCGCCGGGGGCGCCCCCCCCGGGGGGAGCGGGGCCAGCGUGUCCUGCGACGCCAACAAGAGUGAGAAGCUGGCUUCUAGGGGGGCCGCUCUGCCCACCCCUGCAGGCAAGAGGGACUGUGUCAAAGGCAGCUCGGGCCCCGGUGGGCAGGAGGGCCACGCGGGCCCCGGAGAAGUGCGCAAGGCGGCCUUGCCGUCCGAGAUGAGCACCGGAGAGGAGAACAGCAGUUCCGACUCCGACCCCGACCCGGCCUCCCCGCCCGGCGCUGGACAGAACCUGUCUGUGUCUGUCCAGACCAGCCAGGACUGGAAGCCCACCCGCAGCCUCAUCGAGCACGUCUUUGUCACCGAUGUCACCGCCAACCUCAUCACAGUCACGGUGAAGGAGUCCCCCACCAGCGUGGGCUUCUUCAACCUGAGACAUUACUGA
Puma concolor (puma) is the source of this 1557-nucleotide messenger RNA. The record is from RefSeq and is a predicted model, not a curated record. NCBI's taxonomy places the organism in Eukaryota, Metazoa, Chordata, Mammalia, Carnivora, Felidae.